UGACGCCAAGAUCGGAGAUGGCCAUUCAUCUGCAGGGGAAAGGACAUAGAAGUAGUUAUGAUGAAAGCGCUUACUUACAGAAGCAAAAUUUAAAAUACAGUCAGAUUCUCUCCUUUUUUCCCUCCAACGUCUGCCCAUUUCCUUCCACUUUCAGUAUGAGCGGAAGUUUGUUCUGCUGAGCUUUGAAGACAGAACCCAUCUCAAGUCUGACUUCUACUCUGUGUGGAGAACGCAUUAAACACAUCUGAACGCGUCGGAGACAUGUUUGCACGGAUUUAAAUGUGUCGCGUUUGAUCGGGAUAGUUUGACAGAUAAGUACUGGACGACGCGCACACAGGAAUCCGCUUCUUGGCCGCAAACAGGAGGAAAGCAGGAGGCUUAUAGUGAAAGUCAGCGAGAGGAGACUGUGGACGCACAGAUGGUGUUUCCGUGGGACGCCAAAUACGACCCUGCCCCCGGUCGCCGCUAUACUCCCCCCUCUACCACCCUCGCCUCGGGGGGGAAGAUGGCCGAGGCCCUGCCUCUCGGAGCCCAGGAGGCCGGUGGUGGAGCUGCUCUGGUGGGAAAACUGCGAAUUGCAGACCACGGGAUGGUGGAGGUGAUGCCAGAUCAUCCAGGAGAGCUGGUGAAGACAGACAGUCCCAAUUUUCUGUGCUCUGUGUUGCCUACUCACUGGAGGUGUAACAAGACCCUGCCCAUCGCUUUUAAGGUGGUUGCCCUGGGCGACAUUCCAGAUGGCACCUUGGUUACAGUGAUGGCAGGAAAUGAUGAGAAUUACUCAGCAGAGCUUCGCAAUGCGACAGCUGCAAUCAAGAACCAAGUGGCCAGAUUCAACGACCUCCGCUUUGUGGGCCGCAGCGGAAGAGGGAAAAGUUUCACGCUGACCAUCACAGUGUUCACCAACCCUCCACAAGUGGCCACAUACCAAAGAGCCAUUAAAAUCACAGUGGAUGGUCCCAGAGAGCCGCGGCGUCAUCGUCAGAAGAUGGACGAAGUCAAACCAGGCUCCCUGGCUUUCUCUGAGAGGCUAACAGAGCUGGAACAGCUGAGAAGGAGCUCCAUGAGGGUGACACCUCCUCAUCACCAUCAUCAGUCGUCAGCCAACAGUCGCCAACCUCCAACUCUCAACUCUGCCACUUUCUCCAGCCCCCCACACACUCAGAUAACUCCUGAUUCCAGACAAAUGCAGUCAUCACCAUCUUGGUCUUACGAUCAAUCGUAUCCUUAUCUUGGCCAGAUAACUACACCCACUGUUCCCACGGCUAAUUCUCUAUCACCUGGUCGCUCUUCUCUCAGUGACCUGUCCUCUCGACUAACAGGCUCUGAGCUCACUGCCUUUGGUGACCCAAGGAUGACCUUAGAACGGCCUUUCAGUUCCCUGCCCUCCUUGCCUGACUCACGUUUUUCUGAUCCCCGGGUGCACUAUCCUCCCACUGCAGCUGCCUUUACCUACACCCCAUCCCACAAUCCAGUCUCCAAUGGUGCACUCGGUAUCACAAUGGCAACAGCCAUGGCCACCACCCCUGCAGGGAGGUACCACACCUACCUGCCUCCACCCUAUCCUGCAAAUGCUCCCCAAGCUCAGAAUGGGCCCUUCCAGUCCACCUCCUCACCAUAUCUCUAUUACUCCACUGCCGCUGGCUCCUACCAGUUCUCCAUGAUGACAAGCGGAGCAGGCAGCAGUGAUUCACGCUCACCACCAAGGAUCUUGCCACCAUGCACCAAUGCCUCCACAGGCUCUUCCCUCCUGCACCCCUCUUUACCCAGUCAGAACGAAGGGGUGGGUGCAGAGGUGGAGUCCAGUCACAGUAGUUCACCAACAAACAUGGCUCCUGCUGAAGCUGUCUGGAGACCUUACUAAACGAGCAAUGGCAGAAGCGAAGGGUGCACCCACCCACUUUGUCAUGUGAUGCGCACACUGGCAAGGGUGGAACAAAUAAAAUGAAACGGUAACAUCCGGUGGGUCUGCCUACUAAUUAGCAAGCAAUAUUGAGUUUCAAGUUGAGCUGCAUGUUAAGACCAGUUUAUGUUAGGACUGGCUAAUGUGGGUACCGAACAUCAUACAACUAGGAGCCAGACGAGUACAGCCAGUAUGAAAUACUGUCACAUCAGGGGCUAUCAAGAUAGGAUUAAUCUCUGUAGAGGACAAAACAACAAACUGCAGACACUGUGCUCGAGCAGGACUGAACUGAUCUCAGCCAAGCAUCCUUUGUUCAGUACCAGGACUUAUUCCUAAUAAUGUGGUUGAUGAUGUGAAUACAAUAUUUGCUCCUCACAAAUGUUGUGAUGAACUGUUUGUGUUUACUGUAGCAAAUUCUGUCUUUUUAUACAUCAGCACUCUUUCUCCCUUUUUUCUUUCUCAACUAAAGUUCAAGAAAUAUCAUUUUAGACAUGAAAUAGUUCAAAGUUUUCCACUGGCAUUCUCUUAGCUUUUUAAUUCCAUUAUUUCCAUUUCCAAAGUUCACUGUAUUCCAUUAGCAGUGUUCAUCCAAGAUAGUCUUCUCUGUUCUCCAAAUCCACCACCAUUUAACUUUGAACCAACAAACCAUCGCACCAUAGAUUGCACCAUUGUAAAAGCAGUGAAUUUGUUCUCAUGACACCUUUUUAGCUAGUAUUUCAUUUUUGUUCCUGCCUGUGUGCAUAUGUGUGUUUGGGUGAGAGUUCAUGUAUUUGUGUGUCUGUGUGUCAUAUUUUCCAGUGAUCCACUACUGAUUUGUACCAUAUAUAGCAAUGACUGUAUAUGACACCCUAAGAUUGUUUUCAUCACCCCUUCCUCUCUCUCACUGUCUCUCUCAAAUAGACAUACAGACUCAGAGAGACACACAUACACACUUACAUCAUAGUUUGCUAUAGUGUUGUGUAUAUUUCAAUUAGACUGAUGUAAAUAUAAAGAAAAUACAACUGUU
This is a messenger RNA of Oreochromis niloticus (Nile tilapia), 2906 nucleotides long. It is a transcript of the gene runx1, whose product is annotated as RUNX family transcription factor 1. Gene Ontology annotation, cellular component: nucleus. Gene Ontology annotation, biological process: chondrocyte differentiation; regulation of cell differentiation; ossification. Bases 419 to 1861 code for a protein of 480 amino acids. NCBI's taxonomy places the organism in Eukaryota, Metazoa, Chordata, Actinopteri, Cichliformes, Cichlidae. Gene Ontology annotation, molecular function: ATP binding; RNA polymerase II cis-regulatory region sequence-specific DNA binding; DNA-binding transcription factor activity, RNA polymerase II-specific. The transcript has 8 exons. The record is from RefSeq and is a predicted model, not a curated record.